UGUGGUCUGCAAAGCUCGGAUGAAGGGAGCAACCGUCUGAGCAAUUAACAUUACCGUGUUUGGUUUGCCCUUCAAUGUGCUUUCCUUCGUCUUCGGCUCGUCAUCCACCCCGUCGAUCCGACCCCAAGCAAGAUGGAGGAGACAACGAACCGUCCCGAAGGGGCGAACAUGACUAAGGCCGUGAAGGACAAGACCUGUCCCUACUGUCAGCAAGCCUUUACGUCUUCGUCUCUGGGCCGCCAUCUCGAUCUCUACAUCCGGGAGAAGAAUCCGAAGGCGCCGGACGGUGUGCACGAUGUAGAAGCCAUUCGAAAGAUCAGGCAGAAUAUCACCCGUCGGCAGCCGAAGGGUAGUGUAGCACGGCGGGCCGCUUCGGCGUCGCUAUCUGGCGCUCACACCACAUGUUCAAGGAGGAGUCCUGGAAACACCGAGUCUCCUGCCGCGAGUUCUCCACUCACCCACACAAGCGGAACGCCGGCACUGGGCAUGACUCCGAGGAGCUAUCCGUUCAACACCUCCUGGGACGCCAGCGGGGUUAAUAAUGAUCUCACGGCGUCAGAGGGCGGGGUGAGCGGUUGCUUCAAUGCAGAUGGAGCUGGUCGAGGACCAAAGCUCAGGUUACCUCAGCACCCUGUCAACCGGCAAACAUUGAAGCAGCAGUUGGAAUUGAGGCAUCAGGUCCAGGAAGCCCAGGACACAUCGCGAGCUGCAGAGCUGGCCUUGCGGGAACUGCUUGGUUCGUUGAGAGCUGCCAAACAGAAACUCGACACUGGCUCGAUGCCGUUUGACUUUGACCCGUUCUCGUUAGACUUCCCGGCUCUCACACUACAGUGCCUCCAGCCUCCACCGACGCUGUUCGCCUCAACGCAGCACGCCACGCUCACCUCGUGGUCAAUUCUCCCUCCUGGGCAGAGCCAACUGGAGGCGCUACACGCCUACUUCCAGGAGGAGUUUAGGCGAUGGAAGAUUGCCUGUGUCUCAGCCACUACGGCCGUCACCGAGGGGCCGGCGUACGCUCGCCCCUUGAACCUCGCCGUUACGGACAGGGAAACCGAGGCCCGGAAGGCUGAAGCGGCAGCCGAGAAGAUGGAAAAGCACGUGUACGAUCAUCUCAACGCAGCCUACGCGAUUUGGAAUGGCCUCGCGCAGGAGCAGCGCGAACAACUAUGGAGGCUGGAGCUCGCUCGGGGUGUUGGCAGGAAACAGAAGGAAGUGAGCAAGCUGAAAGAAGGACAACAUUUGCUCAAACAAGAGAUUGCGACUUUGAAGACGCAAAUCGAGCAGUUGACUUGUCUCCAACAGCCGCGGGAGUUUAAUCUCGCACCACCCUCGACAGUUUACGUUGGGGAGAAAGUACUGUCACUCAUGCUGGAGGAAGGGCUGACGGACGGAAAACAUCCAGUGGGAUUGGACCUUGCUGAUCGCCACACGGACCUGAGUACUCUUGUUUCGUCGGUCAUUGAUCGAUGGAAGACUGUCAUUGUAUCGUCUCGCUCAGCAACCUCCGGUCUCGAGGCGCAACGGCCGUUGAACGCAGGAAUCCUGGGAGAGUCCAGCCCAAGCUCCCUACGUCAGCAAAAUCACGGGAUACACCAGUCGCGGCAGCAGUACCCGUCUACAACUAUCCCACAAGGGACGACUUACCCUGCUUCUGCUCCCUCAGCAAUAACAUCCUUCCCGCCACAUGCGAUGAGCAUACCCGCCGCUCCCAGCAUAGCGCCUUCGAUGAGCACACAAACAGGAGAGGGCGAGGAUGAGGAUAUGAGCGGUCAGCUCGGCGAGUCAGAUGCGGAGGGGGAUCCAGAUCCAGACCCUGCGCCGGACAGCGAUGCAGAAGGCGAUACCGAUGCUGACGCUGAUGCCGAUAUGGACGAUGACCCAGGGGAAUACGUCAACCAGCAACUUCAGCCGGCGCAGCAUCAGUUCCAACUGGCUGUUCCUAUGCAGGCACAGCAAAUAGGACAACUGCAAGUGUUGCGGACACGGCCGCAAGCGGGAGGGUCCAGGAGGAGCACGAGCGAUGGCGGCAUGGCUGGCCAUGGUGGCCUUGACCAGGGACAGAUCCAUGGACACGACCGGACGCCCAGCUGGACAUGACCACUGCUCUGCGAGUUCGGCGGCGAGAACACAAAGAUUCGGAAUUGGAUGCGGGAUGAAACCACA
Chaetomium strumarium is the source of this 2163-nucleotide messenger RNA. RefSeq lists its product as uncharacterized. The coding region runs from base 133 to 2097 and encodes 654 amino acids. The record is from RefSeq and is a predicted model, not a curated record. NCBI's taxonomy places the organism in Eukaryota, Fungi, Ascomycota, Sordariomycetes, Sordariales, Chaetomiaceae. The transcript has 2 exons.